This is a messenger RNA of Coprinopsis cinerea okayama7#130, 753 nucleotides long. RefSeq lists its product as hypothetical. The coding region runs from base 1 to 753 and encodes 250 amino acids. The record is from RefSeq and is a predicted model, not a curated record. The transcript is spliced from 4 exons. Lineage: Eukaryota; Fungi; Basidiomycota; Agaricomycetes; Agaricales; Psathyrellaceae.
AUGUCCCGUGAUGUCCGUGUGGAUCGGAACAUCCCGCCCGAAUUCAGGAGUCGCGUCGCGCCUUCCUCGUACAGACGAGAGGACUUUACUGACUGUGCCUACUAUGCGUCUAUCAUCAAGCGCAAGGCCGGAGAACGGUGCGCGAUCCGACAGGCUGUGGUCGUUGUACCAUACGACGAGGACGACAAGAUGCAGACAGGUUUACGCCAGCGUGUGCCUUUCACCUUCAAGCCUGAAGAUGACGAUAACGACAAUACUGUUCUCGACGAUGAACAGCAAGAAGAGAUUCUGAAGACGCUUCGAGCUGCGACUGCUGUGAUGAAUGAGCAGAGCCGACUGUUGGUUUGGGUUGUUGUUGGGCUAUCUGCGCUGCUACAAAUUGUGGUUCUAUUCAAGGCCUCACCGUCACCACUUCUAUUCCUCUUCCCAAAUCCCAAGGCGGGCCAUAUACCCUUCUCCAUUCCUCUAACGCUCCUCUACAUCGCCAUCCACGCCAAUCUCCUCGUGCUCAGCGACAUCCCCAACGGGAUACUCCAAUCUUCACAAGCACUUCCACUCAAAUUCCUUUACCCAGUAGCAGCCAUCGCGCCUUCUCUAUCCAUCUACUUGCGAAACCCAUGGCAGGUGUCGAUUUGGUGGUGCACGACAUUCACCAUGGUCUACCUUACCCAGUUUAUUCUGGAUACGAUUGAAGACCAGAAUUACCAAGUUGCACAGUUGGAGGGUUUGCGGUAUCGAGCACCAGGAGCGUAG